Messenger RNA from Zootermopsis nevadensis, 8572 nucleotides. RefSeq lists its product as uncharacterized. Gene Ontology annotation, cellular component: extracellular region. The record is from RefSeq and is a predicted model, not a curated record. NCBI's taxonomy places the organism in Eukaryota, Metazoa, Arthropoda, Insecta, Blattodea, Termopsidae. Gene Ontology annotation, molecular function: chitin binding.
CUGCUGGUAUUGCUUACCAAAGCAAUGACACCGCAGGUCCUCGAAGAUGAAGAUGGCUGUCUACUAGGUCGUUGUGCCGCCUAGUCUGGUGGAAGUUUACCGACGUUUCGGACGUCCUUGCUGCAUCAAGCUCGUCUAAAACGUUGGAGGCUCUGACUUCGCGUCCCACAUCCCACGCAUCUGACGAGUUCAGCGAGGAAACAAGAAGAAAUGAAAGGGAGUCUGCAACUGCUGAAGAUUCAUCUUCACCUGGCUCAGUGGAAAGGGCAUCACUUCUUGCAGUGGGUGCCUGGGAUCAGUUUCUGUGUGACUUCGCAACAAGCAGUCAGUCUGCCCAGCGGCUGCGAGGGACAGUUAACUGGGAUCUCUGACAAUCAACCCGGAGCGGCGAGUUCCUCGUGCCUGCAGGAUGGGGAACCAGCGACUGCUCAUCGUGACACUUGGAGCUGUGAUCCUGGCCACGUGUUGUUCUUCUGCAGAGCCAAAUUCAAGAAACACGGGCACUCCUCAGUUAAAGGUUACGAAACAGAAUUUGAAGGAGCGGCUCUCAGAAAUGGCCGAGGAGUUCGGGGCAAUGAGCUUUGAAGAGACGUCAGAGGAAGUGUCUUCUGCAGAUGAGGAGGCGACGUCCCUGGCACCAAAGCAACAUGUCAAGAGGCUAAUAUCUGCUGAGCAAAAUGCUGAAUUCCAGGUUUAUCAAGGCGUAAUGGGGAGACCUGGAAUGGACUUCCCUGUACUGCGUAGCAUCCCUAAAACAGGCUUCAGCUGUCGCCAAGUGAAGCAUUCUGGAUACUACGCUGAUCUGGACACUGACUGUCAGGUUUUCCACAUUUGUGCUGAUGGUAGGAAGAUUUCUUUCCUGUGUCCAAACGGAACAAUAUUCAGGCAGUCUCAUUUAAUUUGUGACUGGUGGUGGACCGUGGACUGCGCCAGCUCUAAAGAACACUACGAAGAAAGUGCCGAGCUUCUCGCCAAUGAACGAAAAGUUUACCAAGCGAGGUCUGACGCUUUGUCCAAAUCGAGGUCCAGACAACAUGCAAACAGGAAACCGGGAAUCAUCCGAGAGUCUGAGAGUGUAAGUGCAGCACCUUACAGCACAGAGGCAGUCCCGCUGAAUGCCAGAAUACAGGCUCACAACAUUAUAAAUCCAAGCAGACAGGUCCUCAUCUCUACACCAAAUCCCGGAUCCUCACGGUCAGCGGAAGAAUUUCAGACUGGAAGCAGCAUGGAACUGGCAGAACAGAGGCCAGUAGUCGCCUUCAAUCCACCGUAUCUAGCGUCUCGUGCAAGGCGUCCUCAGAAUCAGGAACAUCGACAAGGCGGGCAAUUUGCAGAAACCGGACAACAGAACAAAGCUGGGCAUUUCUUGCAAAACAUGCCUCCAGCAUCUGGAGUCCCAGAACAGCAGAAGAUCUCACAGUACAAUCAGUUCUCAGAUAUUCAUACUUCCCUGAAGGUUACUCCCGCUCCACAACAGGCACCCGACACAGCUCACCAACCCAAAUCCGGCCUCCUCAUCAGCCGCAAUAGACAGUCUGGGCAGAGUCUCUCGCAGAGAAGUAUGCCACAGACUGGAAUCUCACGCAGUCGUCAACAACCACAGCAAGUAGUCACAUCCCAAGCCCAACCACAACCACAAUUUCGCCCUGAAUCACAAACAUUUCCACAAAAUAAAGAAAUGGGCAAUGGUUCUAGGUCCUACAACCAUAUCAGAUUCUUUCCAACUUCAGAAAGAGAACGCCAGCUGCCAGCAGAGACGGGGUCAUUUGUUAACAACAGGGGGUAUCAACUAAAUGACAUUAAUAAAACAACAGAUAGACUGAGAAUUACGAAGAAGAGGGUCCAACAGGCAUCUCAUAAGCCGUACGUGGAGUUGGACAGGUCACGAACAACUACAGACUACCCUCUCUCAGAACAGGCAACGGACAGAGGGAUCACAGGUGCAUCAGACACGCAGUCGUCUCUAGUACUUACUACUGAGGGAAAUUUAUCUGAUGAUGAUGAUGAUGAUGGUGCAUUUCAAGAACCACCAAGUGAGGAGCAGUUUAAAGAUGAAGAUUUAUUUUACCUUCAUGAUGCUUCAAGAGAAAGUGAUGUGACUGGUGAUUUUACAUCUACAGAAUCAUCAGUAAAGGAUAAAAAUUCAGAGAGUUCUGUUUUCAGAGAUGAGUUUAAUAGCGAGUCAGGCGAAAUAGACUUCACUGAAGAGGUAGGAUUUUCAAAAUCACCAAGUUAUAUUCAGACCAAAGACAAGGAUAUAUAUGGAAAUUCAGAAAUGCAAGAUUACAUUGAACCUACAGAAUCCAUAAGCCUUCCAGACAUACAAAAAUCAACCACAAAUAUAUCAAGUGCUGAAUAUGCUUAUGAUUUCUCCUCUCCUGUCGUAUCGUCAAGUUUCUCCACAGAAAAGCCACAUCAAUUCCACACACCAGCAACAUUACCUCCCAUCAGUACCAAAGAACCGCUUGAACGGAAUGUGUCUGUUACCAAGAGCACAUCGGAACCACACGCAACAGUAUCGUACAUAAAUGUUGAAGGUAUUGCCACUCAUCCUCUCAGCAAAUCAAUAAAAAGUGAUGACAUCAGUACAAGUGCACCAGUCUCGCCAUCUGCGUCAGCUACAGUCUCUCCUACAACUGAGGAUCCUGUAAGAAUGAAACUGAAGCCUAUAUUUGUUGAAAUUAUUCACAGAGGUUCGUCAGAACCUCCGUUUUUGAAAACCUACACAGUUCAAGAACUGGAAAGGAGAAGGAGCACCACUAAGUCUCCUCUCUUUGCAGAGAAAGAUAAUUUUUCAUCUAGAAACCCUGAAAGUACAGCCAGCACUUCUCAGAUGAUGGGGUCUGGUGAAAUGUCAACUACUCAGACUUUAUCCCCGUCACCAGUUACAUUAACAAGAAGAGUAAGACCACCCAAAAAACUUGCAUCUCUGACCCCUGUCCCCGACAUUACACCCGCUGAAUUCACCGCAUCUUUUCCAUCAACCGUGUCAUAUGUUACUUUGUCUAGGAAGGUUCAACCGCCUGUGUUAAUAUUAACUUCUUCAGAUCAACAUGACAAGGACAAAAGGAAAGGUGAUGAUACCCCUCCAGUGUCAUCCACAUCUGGUACAGGAGACAUGUCAUCAUUUACUGACCACACGACUCCAAUAAGUCCUGUAACUUUAUCAAGAAUAGUGCAGCCACCACUGGCAGGACUGGUUGAAUUUAGUAGUGGACUCUCCACGUCAACCAGAACUGCUGUCAGACAGGAAAUCAUUACUAGGACAGCAAAUCAGAAUGCUUCUGUGAGCUUUCAGACCAUAAAAAAUUAUAAACAUCAGAAUAUCAGUAAACACCAACUUCCAAAAGAAGCAGAAUUUGAACACAAUAAAUUGGUAUCAACAGAAUCUUCAGCUUCACAUGUGAGAAGCAAUUCUGAAUCGACCAAGAAUUUUGUCGACGAAAUUCAACACCAAACAACCAGUGAACCAAGCCCUAUCACAACUCCUAGGAAACGGUUUUUCUCGCUGAAGCGAAGGACAAUGACAGACACUACUGAAUCUACCACACCAUCUUUAAACGCAUCAAUGCGGAAGGUGAUCUUGACUAGGGUACCAACUUCUGUUUCAGACAUUCCUGUAUCAAUUGCUUUCAAGCAAGAACAAACUUCUCCACAAUAUAGGAACAGAGACGGUCUCACGAUACCUGCAUCAUCGGGACCAUCAACCCUUCAUUCACUUGCAGUUUAUUUUGCUGCAAAAGACAGCAACCAGGAGACCACAGUCAAUACGUUAACAGAUUUAUAUUCUAGGAAACGUAAAGGAAAGGGGGAGAAGACUACGACUGAAAGUGUGCCUGCAUCGUUAUCCAUACGUGAGUACAGUUCAUCAGCAGAAGUGAAUGAAACACACACUCCCAUGUUAGCUCCAAAUUUCUUAACAAAAUCUACAAGGGAUUCAUAUUCAAUGCUUUUCCCUAAUACCAGCGAUGAACAAAAUUCAUCGACAGAAGAGCCAGCGAGAUCUACGGCAAGGACGGCACUGAAAUCUAGCGCCAAAAUCAAGCCUAAGGAUAGGAAAAUAACUCACUCCUCACAUGAUAUUCUCAGUAGUGAGCUGUUAGAAAAGUUGGCAGAAAUAUCUGAAAUGGAAGAAAAACCACCAAGUGAGAAAAGAGUUUCUUCGUCUGAAAGAGGGAUGUUGCAUUCAGAAACUGAAGACUUGUUGGAAGGUACUGACUCGCGAGACCUACGAGAACUGGCACACAUUUUCAGUCGUGCUCUUUCUGCCUAUUUGGAAGAUCCAGAGGAGUUCAAGAGAGUUCUUACAAAGGUUAGACCACAGGACCCGUCAUCUGUUUAUGUGAAUGAUGUGAAACAGGCUGAGUCCAACCACUUUCUGAGUACCACAGUAUCCUCCGUGAUUUCUUCCACUACUGUACCACUGACAUCAUCAAGCACCCAGGACUUUUCAGUCACUAAGGAGGAUGAAGAAGUUCUGGAUUUUUCUGAUGUUUCCAAAGUUUCUAGAAAGAAAUCAAAAUCAACAGGUUUGACGCCUCCAUAUUCAAAAUCUUUUGAGACACGGAAAUGGAAAGAUGUAGUCUCAACAUCAUAUGAAAACUCUGCUGCAGUAGCAUCCCGGAAGACUGGGAUAUCAGAAACUGUAUCAAAUCCGUCUUCCAUUGAGGCAGUUGAAGAGCGUGACCUGAAGCCACCAGAGGAAGGGCUCCAGAAUGCACAGUCUACAUACUACAUAUUGUCCAAUGGACGAGUUCCAUUGAACACAGCCAGUGUUUCUCAAGAAGUGUUUGAACAUGCUGAGACAGGUAAGGGAUCUGGAACAGAUUACUCUUUACCACCUGGGACCAAGCAGUAUCAAGGCCCUGCAUAUGGUCCACAGCCAGAUGAAGUAAAAUUUGCUCCAACUGCUGGAGGAGUUAAUGAUCCAAGCCGUCCACGUUAUGGAGGUUUCCAAAACAAUUCAGGAAUACCAGCUAAAGAGACUUCAAUUAAUAGUACUGACAUACAAAGUAUUGUCAAAGCCACAACCUUUGUCCCAGAAGUUAGGUAUCAAACACGAUCCACAGUGCAUCCUGUUUCAACAACAGCAAAUUUUCAAAAACCUUUGGGAAGGGAUGUUGUUGAUGAAUUUGGGAAUAUUUUGAACACUUUUGUACCUCAAGAAGUUAACAACCUAGCUAUUUUUGUUAGUACUGAAACUCCAGGUGCCUCACUGGCUGAUGAAAAUGUACAGAGCGACCGUGUUCAGACUUAUAAUUCUAGUUCACGAGAAGCUCUUCAUGGCGUCAACACAACUGGUUUCACCCCUUUGCCAGUUAGCCAGUCUUCAAAUACUCUCAGUGUAGAACAAAAAUGGAAUUCUCUGGGAAGUAUAGUUGAUGCAUUAACAAUAAAUUAUAAAUUGAGUGAAUCAGAUAUUGAAGAAAGAAAUUUGUCAACUGUCACACAAGAAUUUAGUUCACCUGUAGCGACAACACGAAAACCCACUUCCACUACAAAACCAGUGCAUAAAACUCGACAAAGAUUUACGACAGAAUCUUUCAACCCUGAACCAUCUGAUCCAACAACUAGCCCGCAUGAUAUUCCUGACACUUCAUCAAAGCCUGCACAGACGCAAAGGUACGUACAUUCUCGAUUGGAACUGGAAGCAGACAGUGCAAAUUCUGACAAGGGAUCGAAUUACAACUCAAAUCCCCAGGAAGAGAUGCAGCCACUGGACAUUUCGGGCAUUACAUUUUAUUCAGAAAAGAUAAAGCCAUUGCCUCCGGCUUCAGCUUCUUUAAUUCAAGUAUCAGUAUCUAAGACGUACAAGGUCGAACCUUUGACUAAUUCUUCAACUAGUAAGUACAUGUCUGGAAAAAUCUCAGAAUUUGAUAACAGUUCAGAAGAAAUGUCAGUAACAACAUCUGCAAAUAUUCCUCUCAGAAAGGAGUCAAUACACAAAACACAAGCUUAUCCCCGAGCCAUGGAAUUAGAAUCAUCCACUCUUUCUUUACGUGAGUCUGGCACAAAGAAACAUUCUUUGCACAGUGAACAAAGUUCAAGAAGUACUGAAGAACCAGAUAUAACACAACAAGAUUUGACAAAGAAUGCAGCAUUAAGAGAGGCACCAGAAAUGUUACUGCCACAUCGACAACCCACGCGAAAAUUGUUUACGGACGCGGCAUUCUCAGAAACAUUACCCACUGCUGAGAUUACCACAGUUUCAUGGAAACAAGAAACAAAACAGUUUGAUCAAGAAAUUCCUAGUGUGAAUUUACAACCUGUUCAGAGUUCAGUUGGUGUACCUUUUUCUGUUGCCAUUCCUUCAUCACAAGGGGUCACCGAUUCCGGAGGAACAAAAAAUUCCAAAGAGGAAUUACCUUAUUUUUAUAAAGAAGGAGUUGAACCACUUACAUCCACAUCAACACUUGACUCAGCCAAUAGUAGUUCUGUAAUAGUUUCUUCAAACAGCAAUAUAUCAUCUAGAGGAACAAAGUUUUCUGAGAAACACAAAUCAUUAAAUAAUAAAGUUACACUGACUGAAUCGAAUGAUGCAUCAAACUCUCAACAGUCAGUCAGAAUAAGUACCAUGGUUUCUUCUACAGAAAGUCCAUUUUCAUCCAACUCUCCCACUAUACCAACAUCUGUUAAAAUAUACUUCUCUAACCGUUCUCAGAUGUCUGUGCCUAGAGCAAGUGUAGAGGCGGAUCUGAGGAUGGAUAAUGUAACCACAGAUCAAUUACAAGCCUUGGAAGACAUUCAGACAAUGAUUUUCCCUUGUAAUUCUACCAUGAGCAAAGAUGGGACAAUGUUCAAUAACCUGAAUCAAUCCAGUACCCUUUCUUUGAUUGAUACGAUGAAGCAGGCUGUGACCAAUUCGACGGUUCGACGCCUCGUGCUAUUAUUAGUGAACAGCCUGAAAGGGAAUACUCCAGAAGAAACUCAGUCACGCCUCAUAGCAGCACUCUUAAGAGUGCCAGUUGAUCGCAAAUUGUCAGAGGCAGAGCGAGUUUCAGUAUCAAUGUUACUGCAAAAAAGAAUGGAAUCCUUGGCAGAAAAAUCGAGUGGAGAACACACUUUGGUUGCUGCGUCUCAACAUGAGUCAUAUCCAAGUGCUUUCCUCAAGAAAUCAUCUCAGAUUCCCAUGACUGAACAGCCUGACUUUGGGAAAAAGCAUUUGACAACAACCCAGGCUUCUGCCACAAACUUACGUGCUCGAGGGCGGAAGGCCCCUCAGAUUCUCACCCCUCAAGAACAUACAGCAAAAGUGGCUGUUCAAAGUAACGGCAGAAGACCAGUGAGACUCAGAAUGACAACCGAGUCCUCUUGGACCAUAUCGAGCGAGACAUCAUCACCAGAGAAAAAUUCAGGGUCUGAAGAUCUUGCCAAAGUUGACUCACUUCCACCAUCUGAUACAAGAGCCGUAGAACUUCUUCGGUCCCUAUACUCCUUGGCUUCUAGAUGGGGUUGAAUCUAGUACAUGAUGAGAAAUAUCAAAACACUGACUUGUACAGUCCUGGUCGUAGAAACUGCACCAAGUUCAGGAGAUACAAGGAAGUAAAGAGAUUCGCAAUAGUUUUACUGGUGGUUUAAGUUUCCCUGAUCAUGACUGUAUACACCAUAUGAUGUGACCAGUGACCUAUGUUGGUUGUUGGCCAUGGCUUUCAUGUGAUACAGGUUCUGCCAGCAUUUGUUGCAGCUUUGAUCAAAUUGAUGCUUGUUGUUCAACACUUUGUGCUGAUCCUGGGCCUGUAUAUGGUGCUUCAGUAGCUUCUAAAGUCCAUGAAUACUUCUAAAUUUUAAUAAGUGUGGACAAAGUUAAAAUGGAAGCAAAUUGAAGAUGGUAUAUGAAAGCAAUGUUAAUAAAGUUUCCUCUUGGUUACUUGGUCAGAAAUAAUAAUAGUAGAAGGUAAAGUUUUAACUAAGGAAUUUGUAUCAUCAUAAACUCUUAAAUUAGAGAGAACUAAUAUUAUUUUGAGACUUUUGAUUUGACCUGGUUCCUAUAAGCACUUGAAUCUUGUUAAGGAUGCCCAUGAAAUUUGACUGUCAUAAGUUUGUGCCAUUUGCUAAUGGGAUGUUCAGUUAAACAGAUGUAUAUUUCAUUGAAACGCUUCCCCGAUUUCUGCCAGUUUCCUCAGUGACCAACAGGAAAGAAUAACAUUGUCAUCCUCGAUACCACGAGAAGCUCAAAUCUCACAUGGUGUUGGAUACUGAUGCUGUUAUGUUACUUAUAAUGAAUUUUUAAUUCUUGUUGGUGUGAUUGAAUUAGUAUUAGGACGAAUGUGUGUGAGAGAGACAGACUGCAUUAUAUUUUUGUACAAGUGAAUAAAAUUGAUGCUGGUGUUCUUAAAUUCUUUCACCCUGUUAACUAAUUUCAUAACAAACAAAUAUGUUAUUGCACGAAUAUAUAAAGCUAACUUGAUCUAUUUGUUGCAUGACAGGAAACUUAAAAAGAAAUCAAAACCUUGUUGAGGUUGGAUGAAGACACACAAGAAAUAAAAUAUCUAAUAUUUUACAUACUAUGUUAACAGAAAUUUCCCAUUUAUGUAUUAUAAAUAACUAAAAUUACAUGAAGUAAUGACUACAA